GAGCUGCUCAGUGCAGCAGCUGCAGCCGCCCAGCUCCACCUCAGAGCCUCCAUCACCACACACAGUCUGGAGGAGAUGCACCGCUCACUGCUGCCCCUGCUGGUCAGCCUGAGUCCUGCUAUUCUGUUCCUGUUGCCUGGCAUCAUUGUGACACAGGAAGGACUCUGGGAGGACUACAAAUAUGGCCACGGUGACCUGGACAACCACAAUUUCUGCACCUGGAAGUGCCUCAUGUUCACGCUGCAAUGGCCGGGCACGUUUUGUCAGUCUCUGAACAACGUGAGUCUCUGCAGGAUUCCUCCAACCGUCAACAACUGGACCAUCCACGGCCUUUGGCCCCUCCACGCUAAGAACCGCUGCGACUGCUGGCCGAUGUUCCCCUCUGACGUCCAGGAGCUGAAGGCGGAGCUGACUGAACUCUGGCCGUCAUUUGUGAGAUUCAAGUCCAACUUCCACUUCUGGAGGGACGAGUGGAGGAAACACGGAGCGAGCGCGGCGUGCGUGGAAGGAAUGAACUCUCCGCUCAGAUACUUCCAGGUCUGCGUCAAACUGCGAGCACGGUUCGACAUCCACAGCCUGCUGGAGGACGCCGGCAUCACUCCGUCCUGUGAGCGACCCUACAAGGUGGAGGAGGUGCAAAGCGUCCUGGCUCCACACGUGGGGGACAAACUGGAGAUCCAGUGCAUCACGGAUGAGCAGGACAGAGAGCUGUGGUUUCAGCUGAAGAUCCGCCUGAAUCGGAACCUCACCGUAGGCUGCGAUCUUUGCACCGAUGCUGAAGACGCCGACUCACGGCCAGUACCCUCCCCAGGGCACCCCUGUCCUGACCGGGUGCCCUUCUACUAUUUCCCCAUAAACCACGAGCGGCCACAGCGGCCCUGCGGCUAACGCCACCGCCAUCACAGGUGGAGCCUGAGUAGCAGCAGGUUUACCCCAGAUACUGCAAGAAGUGUCUGAAGAGCUUAAAUGUGAAAAAUAAAAACCAUCAAUAAAGUGAUUUUUACAGA
Maylandia zebra (zebra mbuna) is the source of this 1007-nucleotide messenger RNA. It is a transcript of the gene rnaset2l, whose product is annotated as ribonuclease T2, like. Lineage: Eukaryota; Metazoa; Chordata; Actinopteri; Cichliformes; Cichlidae. The record is from RefSeq and is a predicted model, not a curated record. Gene Ontology annotation, biological process: RNA catabolic process. Gene Ontology annotation, molecular function: RNA binding; ribonuclease T2 activity. Gene Ontology annotation, cellular component: extracellular region.